Camponotus floridanus (Florida carpenter ant) is the source of this 963-nucleotide messenger RNA. RefSeq lists its product as uncharacterized. The coding region runs from base 1 to 963 and encodes 320 amino acids. The record is from RefSeq and is a predicted model, not a curated record. NCBI's taxonomy places the organism in Eukaryota, Metazoa, Arthropoda, Insecta, Hymenoptera, Formicidae. The transcript has a single exon.
AUGAGUGCUGAUCUAAAGGCUUUACUCCAGGAGGUGGCUUUACUCGAAGCGCAAAACGACAUCCACGGUCGAAUGUCUCGCUUCGUGGAUAAUCUACGCAAGAUUGGCGUCUCGAGUAUCACCGCCGAGGCAAUUCAGGCUCGCCUCCGCAUCCUCGAGACUUUAUGGACCAAAUUCGAGACCCAUCACGAUCUCAUCGUAGCGGCGCUGAAAGACAAAUAUCUUGAGAGUGAGUACGCAAAAGCAGAUUUUGUUGAUAUUGCGGAAACUACAUACGUGACACAAAGGAGCAUGCUGGUUGAAUACGCGAACAAACUUAAGGGCGAGUCGUUCAUCGCGCCCAAGGACGAGACUCAACCGGAGCACUCACUUAAGACUUCGCUGCCGCGGAUAAAGCUCCAGAUGUUCUCGGGCGAUUACGGAGACUGGCCAGCGUUUCGUGAUAUCUUUCAGUCCAUAAUAGGAGACAAUCCGUCUGUCUGCAACGUGGAGAAACUUCAUUACCUCCGUACCAGUUUGACAGGCCCUGCGGAAAAAAUGAUACGAUCAUUGCCAAUCGUCGGGGGCAAUUACGAGCGAGCGUGGUCAAUUUUAAGCGCUCAUUACGAGAACAAGCGGGAGCUCAUCCGCGCAAACUUCGCCGCUUACACCGCCGCGCCGAAAAUGAAGGCCGCAACCGCCAGCGAGCUGAGCCGCAUUUUCAAUGUUGCCACGACUGCCAUCAACGCUCAAGAGAGCAUUGACAGGCCCAUUGCCACGAACGGGAUGGACUUGUUCAACUUCCUGCUCGUCGAGCGAUUCGAUCCGCAAACCCGGAGGAAAUGGGAGACCUCGAUACGAGAUUCCGUCGAUCCCCCAAGCAAUGACGAUCUUAAUGGAGUUUAUAUCGAAGCAGAUCCUCACGCUCAACGCCGUGCAGCCGAGUUCCGUCGUGAAAUUCGGGGAAUCCUCCCGAUCAGCUAA